CCUGCAGGUGGAGGCUGCCUACUGCUGCGUGGCUGAGCUCGGGGAGCUGGGGCUGGUCCAGUUCAGAGAUCUGAAUGUGAAUGUCAACAGCUUCCAGAGAAAGUUUGUGAAUGAAGUGAGAAGGUGCGAAUCCUUGGAGAGGAUCCUGCGUAAGUAAACGCUUGUCAAGUGCAAUCGGAUUCCUGCCAGCUGGUGGUGUGGGAUUCAGUUCUUCAAGAGCUCUCACACUGGGGAGCAGAAUUAGUGGCAAAAUGGUGAUGUUUUCAUCUGAGCCCCUGUAAAUGUUUUCCAUGCAUCAGCUAAUUACCACUUCACCCCAUAUGAGCAAUAAAUUGUUGCCCCUGUUUUGAAAAUGGCCGACUGAACUGAAAGGAGGUUGAUAAGCUUUUAUAGAAUCACAAGAUAAACCUGGGGCUGAGCAGGAGGCUGGUCCAGAUAACCUGACUCUUACAUCAGUGCACCAGCUGUUGGCAUGCACUUCUUGUGGCCAAGGGCUUGAGCCUUGGGAUAAAUCCUUAAAACCCAAGCAGCAGAGCUCAUGAUUCCCACUGUCCUGUGGAUGUGUGUUCUGGGAGUUCUGCACUCUCCCCACCACAACACUGGUGCCCAUGGUGGCAGCACUUGGCAUUGUUGGGCAAAGCAGUGGAACCUGAGCUUUCUGUGUGCCUUACUCACUGCCCCAAAUAAAAGGGGCCAUGGUGGCCACUUGUGCUGAGGCUGAGGGCUGCCCACGUGGGAGUGGGUACCAUGCCCUCAGAAGAAACAGCAUCUCCACUGAGAAAGAAGGCUGGGGGUGUUAACUCCUUGGUGGCUGUGUAUAUGCCCUGGGGUGAUGGCCUUUGUAUAUCACUUAAUCUUGUCACACUGCCACAGGAUGCCUUGGUCCUGGCUGAGCAACAAGCUGAUGACCAGGAUGAUGCCCCAGGGAUGCUUCUGUGUGGAGAUUUCUGCUCUUUCCUUGCAGGUUUUCUGGAAAAUGAGAUGGAAGAUAAUGUUGAGAUAGUCAAAGGAGAAAAGUACCCAGAGACACCCCUGCCUCGGGAAAUGAUUGAUAUGGAGACAGUGCUGGAGAAACUUGAAGCGGAGCUGCUGGAAGCCAACCAGAACCAGCAAACACUGAAGCAGAACUUCCUUGAGUUGACAGAGCUCAAACACCUGCUGAAGAAAACCCAGGACUUCUUCGAGGCAGAAACCAAUCUGCCAGAUGAUUUCUUCAGUGAAGACACAUCUGGACUGCUGGAACUGAGGAGCACUCCUGCUGCUGCAGCUGCCAAGCUGGGAUUCACAGCAGGGGUAAUAAAGAGGGAAAGGAUGAUCCCCUUUGAGCGUUUACUGUGGCGAGCCUGCAGAGGAAACAUCUACCUGAGGUACACAGAAAUGGACACCCCCAUGGAGGACCCUGUGACAAGAGAAGAGGUGAAGAAGAAUGUGUUCAUUAUCUUCUAUCAAGGAGAGCAGCUUAAACUAAAAAUCAAGAAGAUUUGUGAUGGAUUUCGUGCCACAGUCUAUCCUUGUCCAGAGUCCGCCACUGAGCGCCGAGAAAUGCUUGAUGGAGUCAACACAAGGAUCGAGGAUUUAAACACAGUGAUAACACAAACUGAAUCCCACCGCCAACGACUGCUGCAUCAGGCAGCAGCCAACUUGUGGUCCUGGGGGAUCAAGGUGAAGAAGAUCAAGGCCAUCUACCACAUCCUGAAUUGCUGUAACAUCGAUGUCACCCAGCAGUGUGUCAUUGCAGAGAUCUGGUUCCCAGUGGCUGAUGCUGACCGGAUAAAAAGAGCUCUCCAUCAAGGAAUGGAACGCAGUGGCUCCACGAUUGCCCCCAUCCUCACUGCCAUACACACCAAGAUGGCACCACCCACCUUCAACAGGACCAACAAGUUCACAGCUGGAUUUCAGAACAUCGUGGAUGCAUAUGGUGUGGGCAACUACAGGGAGAUGAACCCGGCUCCCUACACUAUUAUUACUUUCCCCUUCUUGUUUGCGGUGAUGUUUGGGGACUGUGGCCACGGCGCUGUCAUGCUGGGCUUUGCACUCUGGAUGGUCAUUAAUGAGAAGAGCCUUCUGGCCCAGAAAAGCACUAAUGAGAUCUGGAACACCUUUUUCAGUGGACGCUACCUGAUCCUGCUCAUGGGCAUAUUCUCCAUGUACACUGGCUUCAUCUACAAUGACUGCUUCUCCAAAUCAUUCAACUUCUUUGGUUCUUCCUGGCAUAUCAUCCCCAUGUUUAAAAAUAACACUUGGAAUAAAGAUGUGCUUCUAGAAAACACAGUGCUGCAGUUGGAUCCAGCAGUCCCAGGAGUCUACUCUGGAAAUCCAUAUCCAUUUGGAAUAGAUCCGAUCUGGAAUGUUGCAUCGAACAAGCUGACUUUCCUGAACUCCUACAAAAUGAAGAUGUCGGUUGUCUUAGGGAUUGUGCACAUGAUUUUUGGAGUGAUACUCAGUCUCUUCAACCACAUCUACUUCAAGAAAUACAUAAACAUUAUCCUACAGUUCAUUCCAGAGAUGAUUUUUAUUAUCUCUCUUUUUGGCUACUUGGUCUUCAUGAUUAUUUUCAAAUGGUGUCAUUUUGAUGUCCAUUCAUCCCAGAGUGCACCAAGCAUCCUCAUCCACUUUAUCAACAUGUUUCUGUUCAAUUAUAGUGAUACUUCAAAUGCUCCAUUGUAUCUGCAUCAGAAAGAAGUGCAGAGUUUCUUGGUCAUAUUUGCUCUGAUUGCUGUUCCCUGGAUGCUCCUAAUUAAACCUUUCAUCCUCCGAGCCAACCACCAGAAAGCACAGCACAUGAUCCGUUCUCAAGCCAUCUCAGGAGGUGAAAAUGAGGUAGAUGUCCCAGAGACCAAUCACUCCAAGAAAGUCUCCCAGGGAGACCACAGCGGUGGCCAUGAAGGACAUGACGGUGAUGAUGAAGAGUUCAAUUUUGGAGACGUAUUUGUCCACCAAGCUAUCCACACCAUUGAGUACUGCCUUGGCUGCAUCUCCAACACAGCCUCCUACCUGCGACUCUGGGCACUGAGCUUGGCCCAUGCACAGCUGUCAGAGGUCCUCUGGACCAUGGUGAUGCACAACGGGCUCAGCAGCAGCGGCUGGGCGGGUCUCAUCGCCAUCUUCAUCAUCUUCGCAGCAUUUGCAGUGCUGACAGUGGCCAUCCUGCUGGUCAUGGAGGGGCUCUCGGCCUUCCUACACGCCCUGCGUCUGCACUGGGUGGAAUUUCAGAACAAGUUCUACGUGGGAGCUGGGUACAAAUUUUCUCCGUUCUCCUUCAAUCACAUCAUCAAUGGCACUGCAGAAGAGUAAAACCAGUGCAUCACUGCUUCCCUCCUCAGACCAGGCUCUGUUUCCUUGUGGUGUCACACCCACAGAGUAGGGUACACAGGAUGAAAGAGACUGGGACGUGGCCCUUGAAAGAAGAUCUGUAGAUGAACGUGUCCUAGUACAUUCUGAUAUACUGCUGUAUCAUUUAAGAGCUGACCUAUAUCAGCUGGGCUGGCUGGACCCUUAGCUGAGACUCCAUUGAUGUCUGCCAAGCACCUCAGCACUUUGAUGGGGUCAGCUGCCUACUGCUUGGUUGAAAAGAGGAGAUGCAGCUUUGGAAUUAAACUGGUUAUUAACAAUCGA
Prinia subflava (tawny-flanked prinia) is the source of this 3615-nucleotide messenger RNA. RefSeq names its product ATPase H+ transporting V0 subunit a4 (gene ATP6V0A4). NCBI's taxonomy places the organism in Eukaryota, Metazoa, Chordata, Aves, Passeriformes, Cisticolidae. Gene Ontology annotation, molecular function: proton-transporting ATPase activity, rotational mechanism; ATPase binding. Gene Ontology annotation, cellular component: vacuolar proton-transporting V-type ATPase complex; vacuolar proton-transporting V-type ATPase, V0 domain; plasma membrane. The transcript has 19 exons. The coding region runs from base 748 to 3294 and encodes 848 amino acids. Gene Ontology annotation, biological process: vacuolar acidification; proton transmembrane transport. The record is from RefSeq and is a predicted model, not a curated record.